CACCUAAACUCCAAGUCAAGAAAACCAGCUAGCCUCUCUUCUCUAUAUAUAUUUUGUUUGCAACCAAUUUGGAAUAACAUUAUCAAACACAAAACAUGGGUGGUACCACAAAUGACACAGAUUAUAUAAAGCACUUUAUUUUGGUACAUGGGGCUUGUCAUGGUGCUUGGUGUUGGUACAAGAUCAAGCCACUUCUAGAAUCUUCAGGCCACAAGGUCACAGUUCUUGACCUUGCUGCUUCUGGAACCAACUUGAAGAGGAUCGAAGAUGUUGAGACUCAAUAUCAGUACUCUGUGCCUUUGUUGGAAGUUUUGGAGUCACUUCCCACAAAUGAAAGGGUGGUUCUUGUGGGACAUAGUCUUGGAGGACUCAAUAUUGCUCUUGCCAUGGAAAAAUUCCCCACAAAGGUUCAAGUUGGUGUUUUCUUGACAGCUUUUGUGCCGGACACUGAUCACAAACCAUCCUAUGUCCUGGAAAAGUACUGUGAGAGGACACCAGCGUCUGAAUGGUUGGACACGGCAUUCUCACAGUGUGGAAAUAAAACGUCAAUGUUGUUUGGGCCCAACUUCAUAUCCACCAAGAUCUACCAACACUGCUCCACUGAGGAUCUUGAAUUGAUAAAGUGUAUGAUAAGGCCAUCAUCAUUGUUCAUAGAAGACUUAUCACAAGAAAAGAACUUCUCUAAAGAGGGAUAUGGAUCUGUUCCUCAUGCUUUUGUUGUUUGCACUCAGGACCUUGCGAUUCCAUUGGAAUAUCAGCGAUGGAUGAUCCAAAACGCUAGGAUUAAUGACGUCAUGGAGAUCAAUGGCGCAGAUCAUAUGGUUAUGCUUUGCAAGCCCCAAGAACUUAGUGAUUGUCUCCAACAGAUUGCUGCUAAAUACAAAUAAUUUCAGAGAAUUUUCAAUUUGGUUGUUAAGAUUUUGUGUUGAAAACUUUUUUCCUUGCUGUUUUAUUUUUAGGACAUUGCUAUAUGGUACUAUAGUGAAGUGUCUAUUACAUGGUUUUGUGUAAAGUAUCAUGUGAUGGUAUCAGUAUUGAUCUCUCAGACUAAUUAAAAAAUAUUUCUAAUUCGAGGUGAUUAUGUGAUAAUGAAAGGUAAUGGUAUUGCCACUAA
Molecule: messenger RNA, 1114 nt
Organism: Arachis stenosperma
Lineage: Eukaryota; Viridiplantae; Streptophyta; Magnoliopsida; Fabales; Fabaceae
Product: salicylic acid-binding protein 2-like
Exons: 3
Coding region: 96-887 (263 amino acids)
Biological process (GO): salicylic acid metabolic process; jasmonic acid metabolic process
Molecular function (GO): methyl jasmonate esterase activity; methyl indole-3-acetate esterase activity; methyl salicylate esterase activity
Source: RefSeq, a predicted model, not a curated record